UCCCCUUACGUCACGGCAGCCGCCCCGCCUCCCGGCCUGGCACUGGAGAAGGUAUAGAAGAACGGAACGCCGCGCGGCUCAGUAUUGUUCACAGAGUGCCCGCAAAGCAUGUUGACAGUUCCAGGCGCAGUCAUGGAAGUUGGGGAACCGCAGUUCAGUAUCCUGCUGGCGACCGAUUCGUACAAGGUUACUCACUAUAAACAGUACCCUCCAAACACAACCAAAGUAUAUUCCUACUUUGAGUGUCGGGAAAAGAGAACAGAAGACUCCAAAUAUAGGAAAGUGAAAUAUGAUGAAACUGUAUUUUAUGGAUUGCAGUAUAUUCUAAAGAAGUAUUUGCAAGGAAAAGUUGUGACCAAAGAAAAAAUUCAAGAAGCCAAAGAGGUUUAUAGAGAGCACUUCCAAGAUGAUGUUUUUAAUGAGAAAGGUUGGAAUUACAUCCUUGAGAAAUAUGAUGGCCAUCUUCCUAUUGAAGUGAAGGCUGUUCCUGAAGGUAGCGUUAUCCCUAGGGGAAAUGUCCUGUUCACAGUAGAAAAUACAGAUCCUGAAUGCUACUGGCUCACAAACUGGGUAGAGACGAUCCUUGUACAAACAUGGUAUCCCAUCACUGUAGCAACAAACUCAAGAGAACAGAAGAAAAUCCUUGCAAAGUAUUUGCUGGAAACAUCUGGUAGCCUGACGGGACUGGAGUAUAAAUUACAUGACUUUGGUUACAGAGGCGUUUCCUCCCAAGAGACUGCAGGAAUUGGGGCAUCAGCUCAUUUGGUGAACUUUAAAGGAACAGAUACCGUAGCAGGCAUUGGAUUAAUAAAGCGAUACUAUGGAACAAAAGAUCCAGUUCCUGGCUAUUCAGUUCCGGCUGCUGAACACAGUACAAUCACAGCCUGGGGUAAAGACCAUGAGACGGACGCGUUUAGGCAUAUUGUGACCCAGUUUUCCUCAGUACCUGUUUCAGUGGUUAGUGACAGUUACGACAUUUACAAUGCAUGUGAGAAAAUCUGGGGAGAAGAUUUGAGAAGUUUGAUUGAAUCAAGAAGCGCAGAUGCUCCAUUAAUAAUUCGGCCCGAUUCAGGAAAUCCUCUGGACACUGUUUUAAAGGUUUUGGAUAUUUUAGGAAGGAAAUUCCCUCUAGAAGAAAACUCAAGAGGUUACAAGGUCUUGCCUCCUUAUAUUCGUGUAAUCCAGGGAGACGGCGUGGAUAUAAACACUCUACAAGAGAUUGUGGAAGGGAUGAAGCAACAUAAGUGGAGCGUUGAGAAUGUAUCAUUUGGAUCUGGAGGGGCCCUGCUGCAGAAACUGACCAGGGACCUGUUGAACUGCUCGUUCAAAUGUAGCUAUGUGGUGACAAAUGGCCUUGGGGUAAAUGUGUUUAAGGAUCCUGUGGCUGAUCCAAACAAAAGAUCAAAGAAAGGACGGUUAUCACUUCACAAAACAAGUGCAAAUUCAUUUGUGACCCUCGAAGAAGGGAAGGGAGAUCUAGAGGACUAUGGCCCAGAUCUUCUCCAUACGGUGUUUAAGAACGGGAAGCUAAUUGCGUCUUACUCGUUUGAUGAUGUAAGAAGCAAUGCAGGGCUGAAGGACAGAGAACUGGAAGAAGAGAUUCACUAGAAAUUAUCAUGUCUCAUUUGUAUGUAAAUCGUAAACCUGUUUCACUGUACAAAGCUGUGUGUUUGUUUUUGUGUUGCCAUUUGUUU
Nanorana parkeri is the source of this 1694-nucleotide messenger RNA. RefSeq names its product nicotinamide phosphoribosyltransferase (gene NAMPT). The record is from RefSeq and is a predicted model, not a curated record. The transcript is spliced from 11 exons. Gene Ontology annotation, biological process: NAD+ biosynthetic process. NCBI's taxonomy places the organism in Eukaryota, Metazoa, Chordata, Amphibia, Anura, Dicroglossidae. Bases 109 to 1608 code for a protein of 499 amino acids. Gene Ontology annotation, molecular function: nicotinamide phosphoribosyltransferase activity.